UGCAGUUGGAGCAUGCCUUGGGAGCAUCUAUUGAAGUGAGCUGGCCAUCGGAGUGUUGUGUCUGAUCCGUUUAACAUCAAGUGGGUUGCAACCACUGCUAUACAGCGACAUUGCUCAUCGCUGGCAUUCAGUGCAGGGCUAAUUUGCUGUUGUAGAGCCAUGCACGACGCCGCGGAGCAGCCGCGUCGCCGGUGGCUCGUGCACCUCGCCGCUGUGCAGGCGUGCCUGGUCCUCGCAGUAGUAACACUGAGACGCCAGCCGCGCCCGGCCGCGGAGCUGCUGCAGCACUCCCUGCAUCCGCGCGAGCUGGGCUACCGCACGGCGAAGAAGCGCUCGGGCCGCGCGCCCGGCGCCGCGUUGACGACGCACCUGCGCGGCCCGCUGCCGACUAAUGCCUGGUGGCUCGAUUUAGCACGAAGCGACGCCGACGACGCGGCCGCGGCGGCGUACGCCGUGCCGUACCUGUUCGAGAAGACGGGCCGCGGGCUGCGGGCGUCGCCCACGCGCCUCCAGGCCUCGCCUGAUUCGGUGCUGACGUUGCACGACGCGAGGAGUGGCCUCGUGCUGGGGACCACGGAAAAGAUGGGGCCCGCGGUCGUGAAGCGGGCGGGCGAGCUGGGCGUGGUGCUCGCUUGGAAGGGCGCUCUUGCGCCGGUGACGCGCGGAACUGCCUUCCUCACGAUGCGCUACGAGCGGGCGACGCCCUCAAUUUACUCGGGCGCGCCGCUCCACAGACAAGCAAGGGGCAACAUUACGAUAGACGGCCGGAGCGCGGCGUGCGACGGUGCGCCCAUGCACGUCGACCACGUCAUCGAGGUCGUCACGGACGCCGACCACCGCUGGGCCGUCUACGCCGACGCCCCUCUCCAGGUAACGUGUACGUCCGACGGCUCGCUGGAGAUUCGAGGGAAAACGCCGCAAACGUUGACAUUACGCGCUGCACUGUUAACAGCGUGCGCCUACGGCACGUCGUCGACGGGCGGCUGUGCCGACGACGGCGCCGUCCGCGCCGAGCGCCUCAAGCAGAACCGGGCGCUGUUCGCCGGGGCCGCGGCGCGGGCGUCGGCACCCUCGGCGUCGUCAGCUAGCGACGUCGCGUGGGAGCUCCACGAUGAUCACGCGCUCGUCGACUUCUCGUUCCCGCACGACGGGGCCGACGUCUUCUACGCGCUCGACCAGCACGUGGGGUGGGGCGCGCUGACGCCGGCCGGCCCCUGCGUCGACAGUUUGCAUGGCACGGCGUGUCCUGUGAUAGGCAAGGUUUGGAGGAUGCGCGUGCCCCUCGGUCCCGCGCCCUCGCUGAAGGCGGGGCGGCCCAUGUCAAACAAGGACCGCCGGGCGAUCCGCGACGCUCUGAAGGCCGACGCCUCGAGAAAACUGCCCGCGUACUACGCACGCGGCGCGGGCGACACCUACUUCUCUGGAAAAGAAUUAGCGCGGCGCGCCCGUCUGGUGGUCAUCGCGGACGAGGUCGACGAUGCGGACACCGCUUCGUUAUUAGCGGCGGAGGUGCUGGCUGCUUUACGGAACUGGCUCAAUCCAAAAAACGCGGAGACGCCGUUUUUGUAUGAUGAGCAGUGGGGAGGGUUGGUCAGUUGCGGUUGUGAUUUCGAUGAGUCGUCGCAACGAUGCACGAACAACCCACAAAAGGACGAGUGCCCGAACUUAGAUGCUUGUGGUGCGGACUUCGGCAACGGCUUCUACAACGACCAUCAUUUUCAUUAUGGUUACUUCGCCUACGCCGCCGCGGUGGCGUGCGAGUUCGCUGUGUGUAGCAAGGAGGACAAAGAACGGUUCCUACUCUUAGCGCGGGACUACGCUAAUCCACAAUCCGAUGAUUUCGUCGCCGCGCGGCACAAGGACUGGUUUUUGGGCCACAGCUGGGCGUCCGGCACCUGCGAGCCGGCCAAUCCGAAUGGUCGGAAUCAGGAGUCCUCGUCGGAAGCCGUCCACGCCUACGAGGCGUCGUAUCUCUUAGCAUCUAGGUUAGGAGACCGCCAUUUACAACAGGCCUCGCGCCUGUACGCGGCCACGGAGGUCGACGCGGCGCAGCGCUACUGGCACGCGGCGACCUCCUCCCAGGUCCCGCGCGCCUACGAAAGGCCGGUUGUCGGCAUGCGCUGGUCGACACUCGCCCAAUUCGGGACGUGGUUCGGCGGGGACCCCGUCUUCGCGUACGGCAUUCAACUCAUUCCAUUAACUCCAUAUGCUGAGGUGCGCGACUCGACGGCCUUUUCUCGUGCGCUGCUGCCGUUCUACGAGCGGGACUGCGAUCGUCAGCGCCCAAAUCAAAUUCUCGAGAGCACCCGACUCACUGUUUGAUUUCCACGCAGGCGACAAAGUGUGCGAGGACGAGGGCUGGUCCAUCUCGAUGAUUGGGUUGAAGGCGGCGGCGGGCGACCGGGCCGGGGCCUGGGACGCCGCGCUCGCUUUGGAUGGGAAGGCCUUCGACCAGGCCGGCGGCGACGGCCACAGUCGCUCGAAUUUGCUGUACUGGAUCGCGACGCGGGAUCCGGGGCUGGAAAAGAUGGCGACGCCCGUGCCCACUUCGCAUGUGGUAUCGCCGGCGCCCGUCGCGUCGCCAGUCCCCGACUGCGUCGACGGCCCCGGCCGUGCCGCCGCCAAGGCCUGCCCGGCGACGGCGCCGCACGUGUGCUACGCGGGUCCGGCCAAAGGCGGCUGCGCCCGGGCGCCCUGGUCGCGUACCGACUGUGCGCGGAGCUGCAAGCGGCCGAAGGGCUUCGACUGAGUUUUUUGACGUGUGUUCAUAGUAGAUGUCCAUAUUAAGUUGCUUUCGU
Molecule: messenger RNA, 2798 nt
Organism: Pelagomonas calceolata
Lineage: Eukaryota; Pelagophyceae; Pelagomonadales; Pelagomonadaceae
Source: the annotation of a GenBank genome assembly